GCUUGCGUCCCCCAGUGCACGAGGAGGGAGGAAGAAGGAGGCAGCGGAGCUGAGGCGGCGGAAGCGCCUGGGCUGCUCGUCGCGGAAGUCGCUGCCGCUGCCCUGCCCUCGCAUGGCGGCCGCUGGGCGCCGCUGGCCGCGAUCUUCGGGACUGGCCGUGACGCCGGAGAGAGGCCUCCGCCAGCGAGAGGCCCGGGAGGCGUAAGGCGGGCCAGGCCACCGGGCGACCGCCGCCGUUUCCUCUCCGUCUCCUGCAGGAUCGGUGACCGCGGAGGUGAUGGGGAAAUACUUCCUGACCCUGAGCGUCCUCAAGGGGCCCUGGGACCAAGUCUUCGCCGCCUUCUGGCAGCGCUAUCCGAACCCCUAUAGGUGAGCGCGAGCCGUGGGGUCUCCUCUCCCUCACUGGAGGAAGUGAAAAGGGCUGGGCUGGGGGGGGGCACAGUGUUUUCCUGGUGGGAGAUGCCGGGCGACAGCCUGACAGAGCGAUACUUCCUCCCUCCCGUGAUCCCUGCUCCCGUCAUUGGCUCCGGAGCAAGCCCCAUACAUUUCGGGUGGCCCCGCACUCGGGGCAGAUGCGGCAUUCCCAGCCCGAGCCUGUUCACGUACAUACAGGCUGAGGCUUGCCGCUAGGGGAGCGUGCGUCGGGGUGCUCACAGCCCCGACUUGGUGGGCUCAACCUGGCGAUCUGUGCUGCCCCCAGCGGCGGUCUCAAGACGGGGUAAUGCAGUGGGGGAAAGUCUGGCGGGAGACGUACGUGCUGGUGAAGCAGUUGCCUUUCUUCUCUGCCUUGGCCAAGGCCGCUGCAUGAACCUUUCACCUAGUGCGCCGGGAGAGGCGUUGUGGCCAUCUGGGUGUAAUCUUUGAUAGCCUCUUCUUUGAGGCUAAGCUGUCGGAGCUUGCUGUUUACCGAUCAUUUGGAUUUUGGGAGGUGGGGCAGGGCAGGGAUUUCUAUAAACAGGAGUAAUUAAGAUCAAAAAGAUUUGCUAGAUGAUAGAUUAGCACAGGCAGAUAUGCUGGUGUGUGUAAAAAGUUUGCUCUGGAAGAGCCAUUUUCAAAUGCCACAGGCAACCUUUUAUUUUUGCCUGUUGCCUUGACUCUUGAGGAAACCAUCCUCAUAAUCAGGCUUCCUCAAACUCGGCCCUCCAGAUGUUUUUUGGCCUACAACUCCCAUGAUCCCUAGCUAGCAGGACCAGUGGUCAGGGAUGAUGGGAAUUGUAGUCUCAAAACAUCUGGAGGGCCUAGUUAGAGCUCUUAACACUGCUGUAAAAGUGCACAUGCAUAGAUUUGUGUUUUCAUUAGGGAUCAGUUGAUUAAAACCAACUACUAGCUUCUGCUGGUGAUUGACUCACCUGUAAAUCACCCGACCUCACCGGGACCUCAGGUACCGUAAUCCAUUUUUCCUUUGCAGAGUGACUUGAACUCAAGCUGAGCUACAAAGAAAGAUCCCAGCCAAUCUAAGCCGGGCUUGAAGUCAGCACUGAUUAGCUGAGUGGCACUGUCAUUAAGCCUCAAUUUUGGCUAGGGUCAGCUACACUUGGGAGCUCUGCAGCUCCCUAAGCCACAUAUUAACAUCGUACAUGCCAUCUAGUGGAGGUGGCUUGGGAAAAAGAGCCAAACCGGGGCCUAAGUGGGACAGAGGGAAGCAUUCCAGCUAGGAAUGGCAUUCUGCUCUGCUGAGUGACUGGAUGGGAGGCAAUGUACUCUUGUCACAUGAUUAUACACUUAGGAAAGCUUAGAACAGCCUUCCCCUAAUCUGGUGCCCUCUGGGACUACCAACUCCUAUCUGCCCCAACCAACAUGGACAACAGCCAGGGAUGAUCAGAGUUGUACUCCAAAAAAACAACUGGAGGGAACCAGUUGAGGAAGCACAGCUUAAAAUGAAUUUGCCAGAUUCUCUUCUCUCCUCCCCAGCAAACAUGUCCUGACAGAAGAUAUUUUACACCGAGAGGUGACAGAAGACCAGAAGCUGCUUUCCAGGCGGCUCCUCACCAAGACCAACAGGAUGCCUCGCUGGGCAGAGCGCUUCUUUCCAUCCAAUGUCGCCCACUCUGUCUACAUCCUUGAAGAUUCCAUUGUGGACCCAAAGAACCGAACCAUGACCACAUUCACCUGGAACAUUAAUCACGCGCGUCUUAUGGUGAGCAGGCUUUGAGCAGGGCUAGCAGCAUAAACUCUUGCUGUGUUUCGUCCUAUGGGGAGAGUUGAUGGUCAUUUUGUUGGUCAUCUCUUGUGCCUUGCAGGUGGUGGAGGAGCGGUGUGUUUACAGAGAGAACCCUGAAAACAGCGGCUGGACAGAAGUCCAGCGGGAAGCUUGGGUUUCCUCCACUCUGUUUGGUGUCUCGCGUGCUGUCCAGGUGAGUGGUCAGUAACCCGUGUCUCUUGAUAUACUUCAGCUGCAAAGAGGCAGUCUUAGAAGAGCUCAACAUGACGGGUACCUCUGGAUAGUUUUGUAACUGGGAACUAGGGCUGGGCGAUAUCAGCUUUUCAACACUGCUGUGUAUCACCAGCCAAACAUCACAGUUAGGUGAUAUACCCCAGUAUUGAAAAAACAAGAUGCAUUGGCCUCUGCCCGUGAGACACCAAGUGAAACUGCCCCAGCUCUCGCCUCAGGCGCAGCAUUGGGGCUCCUUUGACUGCUUGCUGCAGGGAGGAAUUCAGGAGUGGUGGCAGUUUCACCAGCGAUAUACUACUAAGUGAAACUGACAUCACGGUAUGCUCCUCAUACAGCUGCUGGCCGAUAUAUUAAUAUAUCACCCAGGUCUACUAGGAACAUAGCUGAUGGGCCAGGCUGAUUCCUCUGAGUUCAGGUUGUGUAAAUGAGUGGACUCUGGCGGCAUUCAUUAUUCUUUUCUCUGCUCACUCCCCCUGUAUUCUUGUUUUAGGAGUUUGGCUUGGCCAGGUUCAAAAGCAAUGUGACCAAGAGUACCAAAGGGUUUGAGUACGUGCUGGCCAAAAUGCAAGGUGAGUACUGUUCCUAAGCCUCCAGCAUUGUUAGCAUAUUCAGGUUCUAAAAAGCACACAGAUCCCUUUCACCAGUGCCAAUAUUUCCCCCCUUUAGUUUACUGCACCCAUGAAAGCAUGUAAAUUUUGUUGGGAGAGCAGCUGCAUCAACCGGAGGCUAGCACCGAGUAGGGUAGAGCUUGUUCCCUUUUCUGCUGGAAGUUCCAAGAGAGUUUUGGGUUGCUAAUUUCACCAGUCCUGCUCCAGAGUAGUUUUAGCAUUCUAAACCAAGGAAUGAGGUGAAGACAGAAAAUGCAGCUUUAGAAUGUCUGGAACUACCUUUUGGGGGGCAGGCAUCUUCUGUGCUUGUUCUAGGUAAACCUGUAGACUUCCGAUUUUUAGCUAGUAGCAAUAUGGACUAUUGAGAAAACAGAAGGAGAGUUGUUAAGAGCCAUGACAAACAGAUGGGAAAUACAUAAAACUCCAGUCUGUUGUUCAGAAACUGAGAUGGUAAAACUGAUAGGUAUGGAGCUGGUAGUAAGUUUCCCUUUGGCUCCCCAUUUCUCUUUUUCCAGUUGGUGUUUCUCGUGAACAUUAAGGCUAGAUAAAAUAACACUUCCUUAACUAUGUGGAAGGAGAUGCCCACUGUAGAGAGUGAUACCUAAACAAACAGCAGCAGCAAACUAAAAUGCUUACAUUGAUUUUUUGUUCAGACCUUCAGGCAGUUCAGUGGACAUACUUAAGAGCUUUUGGCUUUAUUACAGGUGAAGCACCAUCCAAAACCUUGGUGGAAACUGCAAAGGAGGCAACCGAGAAGGCCAAGGAGACUGCCUUGGCAGCAACUGAGAAAGCAAAGGACUUGGCUAGCAAGGCAGCUACUAAAAAGAAGCAGCAAUAUGUUUGAAAAAAACUCAGUUUUCCUGCUGUGGGGAAUAGAAUGCAACAAAAUAAUACUGGAAGGCUUACCUGUCUGUAACUAAGCGUCUCUUCCCUUGGGAAGCAUGUCUCUAGCUUUUGUGUUUUUUUAAAAUUGAAACUAUACAAAUCUGACAAUCAUCUUCUUUCUAAAAGGUGUAAUUAUCAUUAAAAGAAUAGACUUCAAGUUAAUCCAGUGCCAUGGCCUGUUCCUCAGGUGGGCACCAAUUUUCAAAGCUGUGACUAAGCCAAUAGAAGUUUUCCUGUUUACUUUACCUUCUAUGCAACUUGGAGGUCUCUGUACAUUAAGAUGUGGGUGUGAGUGGCUGCUGGUUAGCAAGUAUGCUAUAAACAGCCUCACCCAUGUUUUGCAUUCUUAGGAGAAAACCAGAUGAAUAGGAUGCAAGAAAUUAAAAACCUUUACUAGAAUACUGCUGAGUACAUAAGCGGAUGGGUCACAAAACGGAAGCAAUGUUUGUUUUGGGGAAAAUCAGAUACUUCAAUUGGGUGGAAUGUGCCAUGGAAUGAGAGCCCACUAGCCAUUGUCCUAGCUGUUCCCAGCUCCCCUUGAUGCAACCCAUUCCAUGUUGAGGAAUUGGAGAUAAGAGCAACCCGGUUUUGCUAGCUUGUUCAUCCUGCAUUCCUGGAACUAAGUGCAUCUCUGCUAUAAAGUUGGAAUGAUUCAGUAUGUCAUGGUCUACUGUUGCCCUUGUUGAGACUUGCUUCCAGUCCUUAACAGGCCAAGCCUACCUCCACUUUCUGACUAGAUGAGACACACAAGCUUUCACAGCGGGUGGGGCACAGAAAACCAUAUAGCUAUCCCACGCACAGCGUAAUCUGUCUGGUACACAUUAAGUGCUGUGGGGAUCUCACCCUUCUUUCAGCCCUGCCCCAUAAUUGAGUAAUCCAAGUCUUUUAUCCAAGUCUCUAGAAAAUGUUCCGGCUUGGUCUAGCAGAAAGGUAGAGGUACAACGUGGGUAGCACUGUCCUUUGCACCAUGCAGAGUUUUGUUCAGAGCCAAAUUCCAUUCAUGAAAUCCUGGCUUUGCUACUGGAAAUCCAUCUGGGUGAGAGCUGCCCUUAUAACUAGGCUUCUGUCCAUCAUAACCAAAAGUUGCUGGCACUGGAAUAACUGUGUUCCUGCCCAGUGCUGAAGGCAGCCACAACAUCCUCUUCAACGCUGCUGAACGCCAGACCUUCCACGUCCACCUCUGCAUCUUCUGUAGCAG
Messenger RNA from Podarcis lilfordi (Lilford's wall lizard), 5083 nucleotides. NCBI's taxonomy places the organism in Eukaryota, Metazoa, Chordata, Lepidosauria, Squamata, Lacertidae. The record is from the annotation of a GenBank genome assembly.